AUGCUGACCGUGCCUCUUAUAAUUUUAUUAUUUGGAUUACAUCCAGUACAGGCUCUUCCAGCAACUCUAACCUGCAACAAUUCUACUGAAUUCGACUGUGAAACACCUGCUGCUGACCCCCAUCGAUGUAUCCCGCUCGAAUGGCUUUGCGACGGUUUAAAGGACUGCAAGAGUGGUUUGGAUGAAUUCCAUUGUUCGUAUCUGCAUUCAUGCCCAGAGGGGAAUUUUAUUUGCCGUUCCGGUGAUUGUGUGUCGGGGAAGUUCAAAUGUGACGGUGAAAUUGACUGUCCGGGUGGUGAGGACGAGAAAGGCUGUGAUUAUCCGGGAAGUCGUGGCCCGGGAGUGAGAUCGGCCGUAAUGGAUUGUCCGGAUCACAUGUUCCACUGCUCGUAUGGUCCGUGUGUAGCUCGGGCGUAUGUCUGUGACGGGGAAGAGGAUUGUCCCUUAGGAGAGGACGAGCGCAAUUGCACCCGAAACAGACGCAAAGAUUCACGUAUCAAACACGAACUCACCUCAUGUGAUCCGGGGAUGAUCUUAUGCGCUGACCAUGCGGCAUGUUUCCCAAAACAUUGGGUUUGUGAUGGAGAACCGGAUUGUUUGGAUGGAAGCGACGAAUCGGAUUGUGAACUAUCAGUGGAUAACUUCUUAGCGGAAACCGUAACCGAACUCUGUCAUCCAGGAGAGCACAGAUGUAACGGAGGAAUGCUGUGCAUUGCGAUGAAUCGUACCUGUGACGGAACGAUCGAUUGUCCUGACGGUGACGACGAGGCGCCGCUUUGCAACGAAUGUCGAACACGGAAGAUUCCGUGCGAAUACAACUGCGUGAACACCCCAUUGGGAUCCUCGUUGAAUCCUGAUGAGCACACGUGCUCUCAGAUUAAUGAAUGUGAGACGAACGAAGCGAAGCUAUGUCAGCACUAUUGUGAGGAUCGACAUAUAGGGUAUCAGUGCACAUGUGCUCCCGGCUAUCGACUCGGCGCCGACGAACACAGUUGUCGACUCGACAGAGAUCACGAAGGAAUGCUAUUUGUUGCCCUCGGGCAUGAGGUUCGAGCCAUGCCGUUGUUCGACUCACGAACAUCCACCUCCGGAUAUGAAACGGCACAAUCCAUAGGAUCUCUAGGAGUGGUUCGGUCCAUAGAUUUUCAUGGAAACCAGCAAUUAAUCUACAUGACCAUCGCCGGUUCCAAUUUGAAUGGAGAAAUUGCGGUGUCCAGCGGUGGUCUUCUACGAAUUAUUCGCGAAAACGUGGCCGGUGUUGGACAAGUGGCAGUGGAUUGGAUCGGUGGAAAUUUCUACCUCACACAUCGAUAUCCAUCAUUAACUCCUGGUAUCAGCGUAUGUACCGAGGAUGGUUUCUUCUGUCGUCGUAUCGUCAAAGGACUGCCAGCUGAUCCUGUAGAUCAUGGAAAGAAGCAACAGUAUAGAGGAAUUGCACUGCAUCCUCAAAGAGGUGCCAUCGUAUGGAUUGAAUCAUACGGUAGCCGUCACAGGAUCGUCAGCGCUAACAUGAAUGGGAAAAACAUUCGAAUUCUUGUGGACAACAAGCUGGAGUAUCCUACCGGUUUAUCCAUCGAUUUGAUUAGAAGUGAUGUCUACUUUGGUGACGUUGAGAGACAGAUGAUCGAGCGUGUCAACAUGGAUACGAAGCAGAGGAUCGUCGUCCUAACUCAAGCAGUACAUCAUCCCUAUGAUCUAAGAUAUUUCAAUGGAUUUUUGUAUUGGACUGAUUGGGCAACAUCAUCAUUAAAAGUAUCGGAACUAAGCAUACAUCAUGAAUCUGCUCAUAUAAUCCAUUCGUUUACCACGCUGCCGUACGGUUUGGCUAUCAACCACACGAUGUAUCAGCCCGCUCCGUCAAUGAAUCCGUGCGCUGGAAGCGGAUGUCAGUGGAUAUGCGUGUCGAUUCCAAACGUUGAAGGUGAAAUGCAGCCGCAAUGUCUGUGUCCAGACGGUUACAAGACGGAAGAGAAUGGUGACUGUGCUCCAAUUGACCCAACUGACAACACCUCCGCUGAGGAUUCGAAUGCUAAACCUAGUGUCGCGGUUGCCUCCAUGGAUAAAUCGCAUGUUGGAGUCGCUUGGAUGAAGGAACGAUGUCAAGCUGGAGAUGGUUGCCUGAAUGGCGGCCAAUGUCAUGAGAUCAAAAACGAACACGGCCGUGUGACGAAGAUUCUCUGCAGCUGCGAAUCACCGUACGAAGGUCACCGCUGCGAACGCCUCAAUCCAGAAAAGGAACUGGCGAAGCAGAUAGCUGCUUCUAAGAAAUCCAUCUGGAUAACCGUGUUCUUCAUCAUCCUCUUCUUAUCACUCUUCAUUGGUGCAUUCUUCAUUUCGUACCGUUACGUUGAACCGAUCAGUAAAACCACAAAAUCAAUACUGACAUCAAUGGAACGACGUCUGGUGACAAUACCACCGCCUACUAUGCCUAAUUUAUCGCCCAUAAUAACAUCUAUGAAGUCACGAUUAGCAUCCACAAUGGCUGCCAGAAGUCCUCGAAGUGCCAGCGUUUUACGAACAGAAUUUACCAAUCCACUAUUCGACGAUCGGUCGUCGAAUGGUUCAUCACCGGAGGAGCCAGUGAAUGACGCUACUGCGUUGACAUAUAACAAUCCGUUGUACGUUGAGGAUACUUCACAUGCAGCACCGUUUUCUGGAAUUCAUGUGACCUACACUAAUAAGUUCACACCACCGUAG
This is a messenger RNA of Necator americanus (New World hookworm), 2697 nucleotides long. RefSeq lists its product as uncharacterized. NCBI's taxonomy places the organism in Eukaryota, Metazoa, Nematoda, Chromadorea, Rhabditida, Ancylostomatidae. Gene Ontology annotation, biological process: receptor-mediated endocytosis. The record is from RefSeq and is a predicted model, not a curated record. The coding region runs from base 1 to 2697 and encodes 898 amino acids. Gene Ontology annotation, molecular function: calcium ion binding; protein binding; hormone binding. The transcript is spliced from 21 exons. Gene Ontology annotation, cellular component: plasma membrane; signaling receptor complex; apical plasma membrane.